CUGAAACCAGCUGGAACAGUUGAGUUCCAUUCCUGGACCUGAAGGAGAGCUCUGUGUAGCUUGAAAGCGUCUCUCUCGCACCAUCAGAAGUUGGCCCAGUAAAAGAUAUUACCUCACGCAUCUUAUCACGUCAUAGUGCUCUUUUCAAGACUGAAUAAAGAUCGGACUGCAGACUGUAUUUAUGAGCAUGGCCACCCAGAGUGACUUGACUAAACUGGAUUAUCAUACGAGUUAUAGCUCGGUGUCACCUCCAUACAGCAAUCCAUUUAACCACACAGACAUCAUAUGUGGAAAAAGCCGUGCUCAGCAGUUUGCUCAGACUUUCCUUCCAGCCUUUUUCUGGAUUAUAUUCUGCAUUGGAACAGUGGGCAAUGCCUUAGUCAUCUUGGUCUUCUGGAAGUACAGAUACUGGAAGACCGUCAUUGAAAGCUAUCUUCUACACCUGGCCAUUGCUGAUCUGUUGCUCCUUUUCACUUUCCCUUUCUGGGCUAAAGCAGCUACAAGUGGUUGGAUCUUUAAGAAUGUCAUGUGUAAAAUUGUCAACAGCAUGUACAAGAUCAACUUCUACAGCUGUAUGUUGUUUCUAAUGUGCAUUAGUGUUGACAGGUACUUUACAAUAGUCCAGGCAAUGAAAGCUAAGAACUCUAAGCAAAAAAGGCUUCUGCGCAGUAAACUAGUUAUCUUUGGCAUUUGGCUUAUUGCAAUAGGCUUGUGCAUCCCAGAAAUAGUGUACAGCGAAUCUAAGCAAGCUAAUGAUAUAAUUACUUGCAAAAUGACUUAUCCUCCCAGUGUUACCAGAACCAUCAAAGUUACUGCCCUAUCUUUGAAAAUCACCGUAGGGUUCCUCCUCCCUCUCUUUGUCAUAGUUACUUGCUAUGCUUUUAUAAUCCAUGCCCUUCUUCAAGCCAAAAGAUUCCAAAAGCACAAAUCAUUAAAGAUCAUCAUCCUUAUUAUCACAGUUUUCGUCCUCUUCCAGUUGCCCUACAACAGCAUUUUGCUGGUUAAAACUAUCGACACCUACACCAUGGUCAUAUAUGACUGCAACACCUUGGACAACAUUGACCUUGCAUUCCAGAUAACUCAGAGCAUUGCCUUCCUUCACAGCUGCCUGAACCCUUUCCUCUAUGUAUUUGCUGGGGAGAGAUUUCGUAAAGCCCUCGUUGAAAUUCUGGACAACACAAUUCACCGUACUGGCAAGAGCCAAGAACAGAGCUCUUCCAUAUAUGAUAGCCAAGGAGGGAGUGCAAGAUGGUUUUCUGCUUUGCUGGGGAGAUCUAAAGUCAGGGACUCUCUUACUUUGAGUACGCAACCAAAUUCCUCAUUCACACUCAACUUAUUCCAAGCUCCUUUUGAAGUUACUGGGAACCUGGCCAGAGGAAGAAUCAGUGAAUGCAGUGCUCUGUAAGGCUAG
Messenger RNA from Pelodiscus sinensis (Chinese soft-shelled turtle), 1411 nucleotides. The record is from RefSeq and is a predicted model, not a curated record. Lineage: Eukaryota; Metazoa; Chordata; Testudines; Trionychidae.